UUCAUUGCCAGUCGAUUAGUCGAAGUGCAACCGCAACCGCCAGCAGACGUGAGCGUGGGCGCAACUUAAUUUUCAAAAGUAAUCCGUAAUCCAGCGACAUCAUCAGCAUGAGAUCAUCGAGUCAGGUGCUCAUUCUCGCGGUUCUGAUGGCCAUCUGUGCCUACGGUCAGGGCCAGUUCAAGACGGCUGGCAUUAAGACCCGCCAGCCGCCGUCCGGCAAUCUCCAGCUAUCCGGGAAUUCCAGUGAAUAUGGGUGGAGCAGCUACAACCAGACCAGCUACGGUUGGAACCAACAAAACCAAAGCUCCUACAACUGGCAGUCCCAGAAUCACAUUGGUCAGGGAUCGGCUGGUUUCGUGCCAGCGGAAACCUACAAUCCCUCCACCCUGCCGCCUCUCUACGGCCACUAUGUCCAGCCGAUUAAUCCGCCAGCUACCCGUGCCCCUCAGAUUUUGGAUGAAACGGCUCUGUUCAUCAACAAAACCCGCUCGGCCAUGGCCAGUGGCAUCUGCUUCAAGGAAGUUCCCACCGCCUCCCUUCUGCGCAACUCCCGAGACAAGUUCGUCGGCAACGGCACCACUCCCGACAUGAGUCGCAUCGAGGUGUGCUGCGAUGGCUACGAACGGAAUCCCCACAUCUACCGCCGAUGCGAGCCCAUCUGCGCCGACGACUGCCCCAACGGGAUCUGCACGGCUCCGAACACCUGCGUCUGCAUUCCAGGGCAUGUCCGAACUACCGAGGGAAAGUGCAUCUCCACCUGCCCUCUGGGCUGUGGCAACGGGGUGUGCGACGAACAGAACGAGUGCCGGUGUCGCGAGGGAUACGUCCUGGAGCCGCUGACCCGCAAGUACUGCCAGCCGGAGUGCAAGCCAGGCUGCGCCUUCGGUCACUGUGUGGCCCCCAACAAGUGUGCCUGCUUGCAGGGAUACCGCCAGGCGGCGGACGGGAGCUGCGAACCGGUGUGCGACAGCUGCGAGAACGGAAAGUGCACUGCCCCCGGUCAGUGCAGCUGCAACACGGGCUACCAAAAAGUAGAUGGACGCUGCGAGGCCGUGUGCACCAUACCCUGCAAAAACGGACGCUGCAUUGGCCCGGAUGUGUGCGAGUGCGCCAUCGGCUUUGAGUGGGAUCGUAAGACCGCCGAGUGCCAGCCAAAGUGUGACAUUCCCUGCCUCAAUGGCAUCUGUGUGGGAAACAACCAGUGCGAGUGUAAGCCCGGCUACAUCAAGGACACUAUUCAGCGGAACAUCUGCCAGCCCCACUGUCCUCUGGGAUGCCAAAAUGGAUUCUGCAGUGCCCCCAACUUCUGCAUCUGCCGCCCCGGCUUCAUCAAGAGCGGCAUCAAGGGUCGCCAGACCUGCCAGGCCCUCUAAUUCAUGAAUUAAAAUCAAAUAUUAAUCAUAAUUUAAUAAUUUUUUUAAACAAGAUUAAAGAGGCGUCCGAUCAGAGCAUUAAAUUCGUGACCCAACUGUAGGUUGAA
Molecule: messenger RNA, 1480 nt
Organism: Drosophila bipectinata
Lineage: Eukaryota; Metazoa; Arthropoda; Insecta; Diptera; Drosophilidae
Gene: NimB2
Product: Nimrod B2
Source: RefSeq, a predicted model, not a curated record